GUAUAAGUUUAGCACGUUUCCUACGUGUCAUCAUCUCAUUUCUCCAUCGCUGUGGUAUAUUUUAGCAGACUAAAGCAAUGCAUCUGCCGGGACAAAGGUCGAUUGUUAUGCGACUGGAGGUGAGAGGCGAUACAAAGCAGUGAGGAUUUUCAAUGUAUUAAGAUGUUAAAUGGCUUUCCGACUUCAAUGUAAAUUCUCUUAGAGAAAGACUCAAAGUGUUAGAUGAACUUUGGAUGCUCUGCAUUUAAUCCCUUUAAAUGUGAUGACGCCCUUAACUUGAACCCGGAGUGUGAAAAUGUCACGCAGGGAACUUUAUUUGUAAUAUCACUUCAGAGUGCGAACUACUGAGUGUGCAUGGAGAUUUAUUUCACUUGUCUUGUUUGAAAGUUUCUGAUUACCUGGUGUAGCUUCUUCGUUCGCUUUUAUUAACGGGAUAAAAGAAUAAUAGCCUAGUCUUUAAACAUCAUUUAGCGUCUUAAUACGCCAUUUUCCCAGAAUGAGUUGACAACUAACAGCUGAAGAGCUCAUAUCAAAAAAGACAGAUAAACUGUUUGUGGUGUUCAUUAGAACGAAAAUCAAAUACAGUAGAACUAAUCUGCAUAACUUUCAAAAGUUUUAGUGUCACUUUCAACCCCUUAUUUCAUUAACCCCCAUCAAAUUGUUAGAAUCGUCACAUUUUCGUAAUACGUUUCAUAUAAUUUAUUUUCAUAUUCCUUUUUAAAUGCACACCAACUGUAGUUUACAACCCACUAAAAUAGCAUAUUUAAAUUUAACUGCUGCCUUAAUUUUAAGAAGAAGAAAAAAACAGUAGCUCUUUUUUGAAUUAUUCAUGGAAAAAUCAGGUUCUUAAAAUCAAGUAGAAGGUAAAUAAAUGGAAAAUUAUGUUUGUAGUAUUAAAGUUUUUAUAAUGUCUUGAUUGUAACAAGCAAGUGGGCUCGUUUCGUUCUUAAUUUGCGACAAAAGAAUGAGUCGUUAAACUUGUAAAUAUCAGUUACAUGUAAACAAACGUUCUCAUUUUAGACUCUUCUCACCAACAACCGGAGCUCUCACAGGUUAACAUUUGGCAAAAUUAAAUUAGAAUAAAAUGAAGGUUAUAAUACACACCCCUCUAUAAUCUCCCAAAGAUUGCCCUCCCCAAUAUUCCCCCACCGCAUCUCUCCUCCAUUCACUGGCCCUCCUGAUACAUACUUAAGAGACCCCGUCGAGAGGAUCUUUUCCCUAUAAAGAGAAGAUGCAAUCCGACCGCCUUUGAAAUGAUCCUCAGGACUUAUUGCGACAGGCCCUUCAGUCGCACUUCAAAAGGACGAGUCUUGGUUUGAAAGCCGCUGCUUUUGAAAAGGGGACCCAGAAAACCAGCAGCAAGAGCGCGGAGUGGCCAACGACUCUUACAGGCGAUAAAGGACAGGAGCAGCAAGAAAGAAUCGAGGGAUUAUUGAUUAUCACUAUAUCUAAACUCAUGCACCGGUAACCUUACUGUGUAACGGGGUCAAUCCGAGCAGGAUUUAGCGCGCCUCCUCGUACCCGCACAAUCUGACUUUUGGCUCGGUUACGCACUGCGCGCCGCGCUUUUACGCAGGUGUGGAUAUCUUGAAGAUCCCGUGUACACAUGGCUGCGUUAACCUUAUCCAGAGCGGACAAUUUCCUGCACAAUUUCUUACAGGAUCGUACUCCCAGCUCCUCUCCAGAGAGCGGUCCUAACACCCUUUCUUUUUUGGCCACCACAUGCAGUCAGGCUUGGCAAGAGGGGUCACAGCUCCCUUACGAGGGUCCCGUUGGCUCCGCUUCCAGCAUGUUUCAGCUCUGGAGCAAUGACGUGGCCCCUAACUCCAGCUUGAGCGCCCACCAGAUGACCUUCACCAUGCCCAAAAUGCAGUUCCCCGGCCACAUGCAGCCCACCCUGGGCUCGCACUCCCAUCAUCACCAUCAUCACCACCAUCACCACCACGAGCUGCCCCUCACACCUCCGGCCGAGCCCCCGUCCGCCUACUCGUUCGAGCUGUCUCCAGUAAAGAUGCUCUCCUCCCAGGCACAGGGGAACGCGCCGUACUACGCGCAGCACAACGCUGUGGGUCAGAACUUUCCCAGCUUCCUUCAAAACGCUUCAGGAAGACCUCACCUGCCCAGCGGGCACGUUGAGGACGGCCAGCAGUGGUGGAGUCUCCCUCAGAGUAGCAGCGCACCCUCCAGUCACCCCUUUUCUCUGGGACGGCAGCUGGUUUUGGGCCACCAGCCUCAAAUUGCUGCACUUCUGCAGGGCACCUCAAAGGGUCUGUUGAGCUCAACUCGUCGCUGUCGCAGGUGCAAAUGCCCUAACUGCCAGUCAACGGGAAACGGAGGUGCUGCUCUGGAGUUCGGGAAGAAAAGACUACACAUUUGUCACAUUCCAGAUUGUGGCAAGGUUUACAAAAAAACCUCUCACCUGAAGGCGCACCUGCGCUGGCAUGCCGGCGAGCGCCCCUUCAUCUGCAACUGGCUCUUCUGCGGGAAGAGCUUCACACGUUCAGAUGAGCUGCAAAGGCAUCUCCGCACACAUACCGGGGAGAAGCGUUUCGGCUGUCAGCAGUGUGGGAAAAGGUUUAUGCGGAGCGAUCAUCUCUCCAAGCAUGUGAAGACCCAUCAGAGCAGGAAGAGCCGGUCCAGUCAGCCCGCUCACAGUGGGACUGAUGCACUGCUCAGCAACAUCAAGAGAGAGUAAAGGAUGCAAAAUGCAAAAGAACUCAAUAUAGUAUCCGGAAUGAGAUCGGAGACCUUACAAGGAGAUUUGCGUCAUCUAAAGGUUUUUAACAGAUAUUCCAAAAAGCAAUAGAAGCAUGGGCCUGUUUCCAUUGUACUUUUUUUUUUUUUUUAAACACUGGAGCGAAUGCACACCAUGCUGCACCAAUCUUUGAGACUUUAAAGAGACUUAUGGUCACAGCAGAAGUUCUCUCGUUGUGAUAUAUAUAAUAAAAGUGACAUUUUUUAUGGCUAUGGAUGCAAAGACUUCUUAUGACCAAACUUGCCCUUGCACAUUUAUUUAAAGAUUUUAAUUCAAAAGCUAAGGGAAAUUCUUUGAACAGCACAAUAAUAAGCAUUUGUUACUUGGUGAAAUUGUCAUUUGUUUACAUUUUGUUGUUGCUUUCUCUAUUGUUUUUUGUUGUUGUUGUUGUUUUAGGGAAAAUUGAUGCCUUAUAUUGAAAUCAUAAAUUCUGGUUGCAAAAUUUGCCAAUAACACUAUUCCCUGACAGAUCACCUGAAGUCUUGUUUUCUUGCAGAGAAUGGCACUGCUAUAAAUAUCACUCUAAAUCUAAAUCCUUAUAGUUUCAAAACAUGAACCAAAUGUAUAUAAUGUUUAUACAGUGCACAGUUCUAUGAAGACCAGCAUGUGAAAUAUUAAUAAACAUGAAUAACUGUGCAAAUCAAAA
This is a messenger RNA of Megalobrama amblycephala (Wuchang bream), 3401 nucleotides long. RefSeq names its product Sp5 transcription factor-like (gene sp5l). Gene Ontology annotation, biological process: regulation of transcription by RNA polymerase II. Gene Ontology annotation, molecular function: DNA-binding transcription factor activity, RNA polymerase II-specific; RNA polymerase II cis-regulatory region sequence-specific DNA binding. The transcript is spliced from 2 exons. Bases 1607 to 2695 code for a protein of 362 amino acids. NCBI's taxonomy places the organism in Eukaryota, Metazoa, Chordata, Actinopteri, Cypriniformes, Xenocyprididae. The record is from RefSeq and is a predicted model, not a curated record.